AUGAAGUCUUCUCUAAGCAGACUAGAUGCCUCGGGAAAGUACUCAGUCGUUAAAGGCAGGAGGGCGGGAGUGGUCAAGGACUUCCAAUCGAUACCUAAGGGCUUUAUCAUUUCCUUAAGCAGACGUCUGUGUGCUGCAGGAGAUAUGGGAGAUGACGUUGUUCCAUCUCCAGAAUGUCCAGAAGGAAAGGCUUUUUCAAGGCUUUCGGCUUCAAGAGGAGAGAUGAUGUCCGCAGAUGCUGGUGCACAGGUCUGA
Messenger RNA from Rodentolepis nana, 255 nucleotides. The record is from the annotation of a GenBank genome assembly. Lineage: Eukaryota; Metazoa; Platyhelminthes; Cestoda; Cyclophyllidea; Hymenolepididae.